Hypanus sabinus (Atlantic stingray) is the source of this 4990-nucleotide messenger RNA. RefSeq names its product regulator of G-protein signaling 10-like. Gene Ontology annotation, molecular function: GTPase activator activity. NCBI's taxonomy places the organism in Eukaryota, Metazoa, Chordata, Chondrichthyes, Myliobatiformes, Dasyatidae. Bases 205 to 756 code for a protein of 183 amino acids. The record is from RefSeq and is a predicted model, not a curated record. The transcript is spliced from 5 exons.
AGGGCUGAACUUGUGAUGCGUUGUGAGUUAGUGCAACUACAGGAAGCCCCUGUCACUUGUUAAGGGGGGGGGGGGGGAGAUGCACACUUUUGCGCGUCAGUGACUCAGUCGCAGAUUUGAGAGAGAGAGGGAAAGAGAAAAAGCCUGAAGAUUUGUCGAACGGUGGGAGCUUUGCCCUUCCCCAGCACAGUCCCGGACGGGAUCAUGUUCAUGUCCAAGGCUGUCAGCCGGCUCAGUCGCAAGCGGCCACCUUCAGAAAUACACGAUAAUGAUGUUCCUGCUGGUUGUAGCCAGCCGAAUACAUCAGGAUUCUCAAGAUGGGCUAUUUCUCUAGAGAAUCUCCUUGAAGAUCCAGAAGGAGUAAAGCUUUUUAGGGAUUUUCUAAGACGUGAAUUUAGUGAAGAAAAUGUUUUGUUCUGGUUAGCAUGUGAAGAAUUCAAGAAAAUUCAAGAUGAGAAGCUGCUUCAUGGCAAGGCACAGCAGAUCUAUAAAACGUUUCUGUGUAGUAAGGCAGCAACACAGGUAAAUGUGGAGGGACAAUCUCGUCUCACCGAGAGUAUGCUUGCACAUCCUCAUCCCUUCAUGUUUCAGAAACUACAAGAACAGAUAUUCACUCUCAUGAAGUAUGACAGUUACAAUCGUUUCCUAAAAUCUGACUUGUGUCAGCAAAUGAAGCAGCAAGAAGAAAGUCAAAUGAACUCUUCAGAGGCAGAUGAAUCAGUCCCGAAAAGAGCAUCCAGGAUUUACAAUCGAUAACAGAAAAUCUGGAAUAGCUCCAUGGCAACUGUGUGCUUUCUUUGCUUUAUCCGCUAAUGGACCGUGAUGACGCCCAUUUAGCUAAAAGUUGGCUGUGCUGAAGAAAGGGAUGCAUUUGCUCUGUUUCUGAUGGGGCCGAGUAUUCUCGGCUGGGAUGCAAGUCAACACAACUGCAGAACUAGAGCUGAUAACAAUGACAUUUACAUUACAGCUUUGGGAUGGGUGAGCGGACAUUUUCCCACAACCUCACUGAUGAGAAAAGCCGACUAUUGUGAUUUUAAUUUGCUGUAUAAUAGGCCAUGAUUUCCACCUGCCCUACACUGUUUUUCCUGUCUUUUGCUAUAAUCUAUUUAAGUUUGAGUAUUACAAAUGAAGACAACAGUUUUAAUUAUUAAUUUAGUCUGUUACACAUUUUUGAAUUGGGAACUACUUAAAACAAAAAGUCAUUCAGAAAAUCUGUACUGUUUGCAAUUUGUUUGUGUUCUUCAAUCAGCAGGCCCUGUAUUAAACUGGACAGCAAAGUAGGCUGUGAGCCAAACACAAAUAUUAAUUAUAAAUGCAUACACUACUGGCACCUUUUUGUCUAAUGACGUUUAGCACUUCCAUCGGAAAUGUGCCUUACCUUUAUUUCAGUGCUUGUUAUGACAAGGUGUAUGCUUUUGUCAGUUUCUAUAUAGAACGAACUUGCUGCCCAUUAUACCUUUGGCAUUUAGGGCAGCAAUGAAGGUCCUCCCUCUCUGGUGGUGUUCAGGGCUUCCUUCAUCGUUUCAGUAGCUUCCUCACGGUUUUUACUACUAUCGGUCAUGCAAAUCCCAGGUGGAGGCUCAGGAAUGACAUCAUAAUAAGAUGUAGAAGGAUUCUUCAUUGCCGUUUCCGUAACAAUUUUCUUUCACCAGUCAUGAUUGUUAGUCCUGAGCUGAAUCCCUGAACCUGGAGGACCAGUGGACCACUCUCGGUCUGGCUUGUUUAGCAUGGGUGACCUGACUCCAGCCAACAGAGCUCUCCGGGUCAUUGAGGCACACAAGCCUCCAAACCCAUCAACAAGUCUGUGGUUCUCUUGGAGUUUCUAUAAAGAAGCAUAGCACAAAAAGAAUAGGAUUUGAGGAGGUUUAUGAUUAAAAGAUACAAUUGAGACUUGAGUUUAUUAAUGAGGACAGGCUACAUUUUACAGUAAUCAUUGUGAAGAUUACAUUUAGUAUCCUUGCAUAUCCAACCAAGCCGGUAAUGCAGGGCAACAUCAAAGCACAACAUCUCCUUGGAAAUCUGUUAAAUCUUCAUUAAAUUUCUUGGUCUGUUAUCUUAAUGUGAACUCUGGGUGUUGAUAUUCGAGUAAUUAUCUUGCAAUUUUAUUUCUCUUUUUUUAUAUGCAUUCUAAUUACAGAGAGAAUAAUUUAUUUUAGUUGCCCGUAAGAAACUAAAUGGUCACCCGGUGUCGUCAAUGAACUCCCUGCCUUUGUUUCUAGCUCAUUCUUACUUUGACCUUGUUUAAUAACUGAUGGCCUUUGUAAGGUUAGUAACUGCAUCAGAGGCUGACAAAAAUAUAUGUAUUCAUAAAUUUGACUUCUGUGUGGUUGUGCCAUAACCCAUCCCCUGCAGCACUGUAUUUUAUGUUCUCCGAAGUAUUACAAAAAAUCAUGAAUGCAGGGGACCAGAUCUUCAGGUUGGCGGAAAUGAUGAAUUGACGUACAGUACUUUGCAAAAGUCUGAGGCAUAACUAGGGUGCCUAACCUUUUGCACAGUAAUGUAUUUCUCAACAUGGAGCAGACAGUGGGAUGUUGGGAACGGCGAGGGUGACGUGCCGCGGGAGGGGUGUGGGACAGGUGGCAGAGAAGGAGUGCUGGGCGUGGUUGCAGACACACCCAGCCCUGAGACACCAGGUAAGGUUAUUUGAUUCCAAACAAUUGGUUUAUUGAUCACUACAGAAAGCCUCUCUGCUGCUUCCCGCUCCCUCCCCUCUUCCUUCCCCUUCUCCCAACCGUGAUUCCCCUCUCCCUACUUCCUUCCCACUUCAGUCCACAAUAGAGAUCCGAUAUCAUCACUUGCAUAUGUUAUGAAACUUGUUUUUUUUUUUGUGUGGCAGCAAUACAUAAAAUUACUGCAGUACUGUCCACAAGUGUUAGGCACCCUAGUCGUAUAUAUAUGUGCCUAAAACUUAUGCACAGUACUGAAAACACUGCAACUUUGUGGCUUUGAAUUGAUAUAUAAAGUACUUUCUUAGAUGACAAAAUCAUGAGAGAUCUGUUUUCCAUUCACCAUUCUACGUCUACCUUUGAUAUUGGUGUUAGAAUGAAGCAUCCUUUGCUGAUGCAAGUGAAAUCACCAAAAGCACAAGUUUAUAGGACAAUGGCACUUGUCUCCACUAGGAGCUGAAAUGGAUUCAUGGUCCGAACGUCCUCCUUUCUGUGCAGUUUCCCAAACUAACUAAUUUCAAAAAUGAAAAGAAUGGAGCAAAACAUCUUUUUCCAAGAGUUAGAAUAUUUAAAAUAAAUUCUGGAUACCAGCACUAUCCACUGAAUCAACAGCUUUUUCACCAAUCUUAAUGGAAAAAUAAUAAAAUUCUCAGGUCACAUAUGGUAUAUGCUUGUGUUUUCCAGUGAUGUUUACAGCAAGGCUAAAAUAUGUAUUGAAAAUUCAUCUGUGUUCUUAUCAUAAAUAAUCAUCAGUGGUCAGGGCUUUCAAAGAAGCCUUCCUUUGCAUUCUGCUGCAUUUCCGCCAGGCUCUGCACUCAGAAAAUGUUAGUUACUUUGUGAAUAGUUGCCAGUGAUAAUGUUUGUUACUGCUGUGUAGCAGUUAUCAAAAUUUGGUUUAGCUUAUUUAUGAACUUUGAUGUCAUCUUAUUCCUUUCUGGUGAGUUCAAGGGGGUUGAAGUAUUUAUUUUGGGAAUAAUCCUCUGAUGUUUACGUGGUUGAUUCAGCAUUGCCUCAAUAUAAAUUAUGUUUGCCUCUGCUGUAAUCUUAGUGCUGAAUAUUCUGUUUCAGCAUUUAUUGUUAACAGGCUGUGGAGAAACAGCUGAUAUUACCUAUUCAAUACUUUGGAAUACUUUCAGUAACAAACCCCAAACUUCACUGACAUGAGACACUGAGAGCUACUUUGAGAGCUUUCAUAUAGACCCAUAAAACGAUGCAUAAAACAAUUCCAGAGGGCAAAUUCCUGGAAGGUAGCAGAUCCAUGAAACACAUUGCCCAAUAUAUAUUGGUGUGUGGUAGGAAUAGGAAAUGCUGCCAUUCUGAAGGAGCUGACAUAAUCAUCACGUUUGGCAUUCAUAAAGACUUAUGGCAAUAUGUAGCUAGCUUAUUUAUUCUGAGAAGAUCCAACAGUUGGUUUUAAAUGGAUGUGAAGAUGCUCAUAUUGCUAAUUUGUUGAUAUAGAUUUCAUUACUGUGAAGUUCCCUUUCACCGACCAGGACAAGAGGAAUUUAGGUUUAGUCAAAGAAUUCUUAAUAAAAAGCUGAGAAUUUGCUCUGUAAGCUGGUGCUCCAUGGUCAACUCCCCAUUGAGGGAAUAGGUAGUCAUUUUGUCAUUGGGCAUUUAUCAAUGUCACUUUCUACUGUACUGCCAGAUGAUGCACAGAGUGAUCAAUUCAUCCUUAGAUUUCCUUUUGUAUCCUCUCUUAAGAAGUGCCUAUUUUAGACUUGAUAGUCCUGCUAAGAUCAAGAACUCAGUCAGCAAGAACUGUAAGUAUAAACCUACACCAACCAUUAAAUGGCACACAAUUUGGUGAUAACUUUACCACUAGUCUUUACAGAGAAGUUUCUAAAUAUAUUUUUUAUUGGCUUACCGCAACUGCAGCUUCGGGAAUAGUUCAGCAAAUAAAGGUUGUCAACUCCUGCUUGUUGCUUGAUAUUAGCAUAAGAUUUUCAAAAACUGAAUUCAGGAGGUCUUUCAAAAAAUAUAUUGUGUUAAAUUGAACGUGUUUUGAUACUGUGUUUACAUUGAUAUUUGCCAGUUGUGUGACUAAUUUGUAUUUGUAUAUAAGUCUCGUUUUAUUUGGGUAUUCAAUUUUGCCUUGCUGAUGAAGAUGAUGUUUCUAUUUGGAUAAAUGUAAGUGCCUAAUUAUAUCCACAUAGAGUGAGUUUGGAAGUUUCUUUUUCCAACUUGAAGAUAAUGAUAGUCUGACAAUGGGUGUACACAGUAUAAUGUAUUUGGUUUAAAGGAAAUGCACUAGUCUGCUGUGUGGGUGCUUAGCUUUACAGACUGUUUUUUUGCUUUGCCAAUAAAACUAGACAAUGAAAUUA